AUGCCCUCGGACACGCCACCGCCAGCAGCCGCAGCCUCAUCCACGCAGGUGUCCCAUCCGUCGUCACCAGCGCCACCACCGCCGCCACCAGUCGCCGCCGGGAACGAUCCUCAACCGAAGCAGGAGCAGGUCAGCAACCGAAGCCGAACCGAAGACCCGGAGCCAGGAUCCAACUCGUCGUCAUCGUCCAGCUCGUCCUGUUCGACGAGCUCGUCUUCCUCGUCGUCCUCGCUGUCGACGCUCUCGCUAAAGCAUCGCUCCCUGCUGGAGCAGGAGCCGACCGCGCUCGUGAAGCUUUCGCCCCCCGCGUCCCCGCUCGCCAUGGAGCACCCGUCGAUGCAGCAUAACGUCAGCAAGUCCACCGCCAGCAGCCCGCGCAGCCCGGGCCGGCAGCCGACACCGCACCAACCACAGCACGCACCGUCCCCCUGCGGCCCCGGAGACCGUGGAUCCCCGGGCGGUGGUGGUGGUGGUGGAAGCGGAGGCAGUGGAGGCAGCACCGGUGGCACCGGUCAACAGUUCUGUCUCCGCUGGAACAACUACCAGACGAACCUGACGAGCGUGUUCGAUCAGCUGCUCCAGAGCGAGUCGUUCGUCGACGUGACGCUCGCCUGCGACGGCCAGUCGAUGAAGGCCCACAAGAUGGUCCUGUCCGCCUGCAGCCCCUACUUCCAGACGCUCUUCUUCGACAACCCGUGCAAGCACCCGAUCGUGAUCAUGCGCGACGUCAGCUGGGCCGAGCUGAAGGCGAUCGUCGAGUUUAUGUACAAGGGCGAGAUCAACGUGAGCCAGGAGCAGAUCGGUCCCUUGCUGAAGGUGGCCGAGAUGCUGAAGAUCCGCGGGCUGGCCGAUGUGGACACCGGAGCCGGCGGUGGUGACCGAGCCGGAGCCGGCAGUCGGAGCGGCCUGGAUCCGAUGGACACGGAUCCGAACCGGAGCGCCGACUCGAAGCUCGUCAAUCCGCUCGCCAUCGUCCACAGUUCACUGCUGGCGGCGGCAGCGUCGGCGAAUGGAGCCGCCAGCGGUGGUGGAGGCAACAGUACGGCGACGGCAAGUGGCGGAUCGACGAAGAAGCAAAGAUCGUCGCGUGAUCGCGACUCAGCCAAAGACCACCACCACCGACUGGACACGUACGGCCCGGCGGGUGGUGGAUCCGGCGGUGCGCGAGAUUUGUCCCGCGAUUCGCAUCUUUCACCGCGCGAUAUGGUGGCGGCCACGGCAGCAGCGGCAGCGGCCGCAGCCGCAGCGGCAGCCGAGUGGCCCCUCGGGGCAGCGGGACUGGAGGCGGCGGCUGCAGCGGCGGUGCAGGCCUCGACACCGAAGAGCGCCCGGAAGCGCCGGUGGCCGUCCGGCGAGCGGAGCAGCAUCGGAAGUCCGGCCGACAGUGCGCCCGGUGAUGGCGGUGGCGGAAGCGUCAGCGGUGGCCACGAGAUCCCAUCACCCAUCCCGCCCACGACGUCCGCCGGGCAGUCGGGUGGGGCGGCCGGUGCACUGGCCACGUUCCCGCUUCCGCCGGCCCUCGAUUCGGCCGCCAUGUCCGCGAUGUCGUCGCUCUCGUCCGCGAUCACCACCAACCAGCAUCCGGACGAUAUGGAGAUCAAGCCGGGCAUCGCGGAGAUGAUACGCGAGGAAGAAAGGGCAAAAUUACUGGAAAACUCUCAAGCCUGGCUUGGCGCAUCGACUUCGUCCAUUGCUGCGGAAAGUUACCAAUACCAGCUGCAGUCGAUGUGGCAAAAGUGCUGGAACAGCCAGAACCUGAUCCAUCACCUGCGCUUUCGCGAGCGCGGCCCGCUAAAGUCCUGGCGCCCGGAAACGAUGGCCGAGGCCAUCUUCAGCGUGCUGAAGGAGGGCCUGUCGCUAUCGCAGGCCGCCCGCAAGUACGACAUCCCGUACCCGACGUUCGUGCUGUACGCGAACCGCGUCCACAACAUGCUUGGCCCGUCGAUCGACGGCGGGACCGAUUUGCGGCCGAAGGGACGCGGCCGGCCGCAGCGCAUCCUGCUCGGCAUCUGGCCCGACGACCACAUCAAGGGCGUCAUCAAGAGUGUCGUCUUCCGCGAUGCCAAAGAAAUGAAGGAGGAGCCCAUGAUGUACGGAAGACACUCUCCUUUUCCCUUUCAAGACAACAACCCCCUGAGCUACCCGUCGAGCGCCCCGAACGGCCAGCUUUCGGCCGCCGGCGCCGCUGCCGUCGUCCCGGACGGCAUGUCGCAGGACGCCCUGACGGCGGCCACGGUGGCGGCUGUUCGGCAGCAAAUGUGCAACAUGGUGGCCGCCGCCCAGCACCACCCGGAUGCGGCUAACCUGGUGGCGGCCGCGUCCGGCUUCAAUCUGCCGUCCCACUGUGCUACCCCGUCGAGCCUCAGCAUCCACCCGUCGGCUGCUUCGGCCGCCGUAGCCGCGGCCGCUGCAGCCGCCGCGGCCGCUUCCGGCCCUGGCGGUUCCGGCGGUGCCGGUUCGUCCGGUGCCAUCCCCGUGCCGAAGAUCGGUUCCCCGGCCGUACCCUCGUCCGCCGGUCUCGGCGGGGGCAAUGCUGGGGGCGGUUCGGGAGGCAUUCCGAUGCCACGCCUCGGAUCGCCGGCGGGCGGUCAGACGAAGGAUCACGAUCUACACGGCAGUUCGCCACUGUCUCGCGGAACUCCCCCCGGUGGCCGGUCAGCAGGUGGUGGCCGUUCCGGCGCGGAACAGGGUAGCCGCCCGACUCUCCAAAGCUCGGCUUCAUCCACGUCCGUCAAUCACGUUCACCAUUCUCACCUCCAAACUCACCACCAUCACCAGCAACAUCAGCACCAUCAGCACCAGCACCAACAGCAGCAGCAUCAACAGCAGCAGCAGCAGCAGCAACAGCAGCAACUUCCCCACCAUCAUCACCAGCACCACCAGCCCCACCACGGCGGCCACCACCCACUGGCCCAUCUGGUUGGGUCGGCGGCCAGUUCCGGCGGGCUCAGCAUAACGAAGCUCGGUUCGCCCGGGUCGGCGCACGAUCUGCGCAUCAGCAGCAGCCCGCAGGACGAGAGCCCUCUCGCGUCUCCGAUCGGCGGCCUGGCACUCGAGCCGGCCGUCAACCUCGCCCUUGGAGCCGCCGGCCGCCAGACACCAGACGAUGGGUGCCGCAGCCUGGUGCCGCCACCGUACCGCAGCAAACCCCCGUCCCGGGGUGGAGCAGGAGGUACCGGGUAUGGGUCGUGCGGCGGUGCGUCCCCUCCGCGCCCCGAGCAUCUCUUCCAGGAUCCGGACAUUGCGGCGCUCGUGGCCAACACGCGCAUCUGCCCGCCGUCCCGGGCCGCCAGCACCAUCACGACCACCACCACCGAGUACCGGGAGGCAUCCGUGCGGCCACCGACCGCCAUCAAGGUCGAACCGCUGGCUGAGUGCCGCGGGGACUAA
Molecule: messenger RNA, 3390 nt
Organism: Anopheles bellator
Lineage: Eukaryota; Metazoa; Arthropoda; Insecta; Diptera; Culicidae
Product: protein bric-a-brac 1-like
Exons: 4
Coding region: 1-3390 (1129 amino acids)
Biological process (GO): regulation of transcription by RNA polymerase II
Cellular component (GO): nucleus
Molecular function (GO): protein binding; DNA binding
Source: RefSeq, a predicted model, not a curated record